This is a messenger RNA of Scatophagus argus, 4828 nucleotides long. RefSeq names its product scavenger receptor class F, member 1 (gene scarf1). Lineage: Eukaryota; Metazoa; Chordata; Actinopteri; Scatophagidae. Gene Ontology annotation, molecular function: scavenger receptor activity. The record is from RefSeq and is a predicted model, not a curated record. The coding region runs from base 790 to 3543 and encodes 917 amino acids. The transcript has 11 exons.
GCAUUUUUUCAACGGAAAGGUGUUGCUGCCGAAAACAGCAAUCGAUCUAAGAAGUCAAAUUUAAGUCAGCUGUGAUGUGAGUGGAUUUAAAUGAUGCAGUGUGAUUAAAAAAAAAACAACUCAAAGUGUGUAUUUUCGGGUAUAUAGAUAUAAAAUCUAUUAAACAAAACUGUAAUGAAAAUCGCAGUGUUCUCAGUGCAUUUUUUCCUCCCACAAUACUCAAUUCAAACAUUCUGUUGUGCAGCAAGUGUUGCUUUUGUUGAAUAAAACCAAACCUUUUACAGGAGCUCAAAGUCAUUACGUCAUCAUCUUUGUACUGAACGCUUAUAAGGAGUGAGAAGGCGUUCUUCAUCAUGUCCUGGAAGACUGUCAACAGCAGAUUCUGGGAAAAAGGUGAAUAUCAUGGGUGUGUGUGUUUGCGGCCCACCAGUGUGUGCGGCGAGUUUUGCCUGUUGGUGUUCGACCAUCUUUAAAAAGCUCUGUGUCUGGCUGAAUAGAAGGAAGUGGCUCUGACUUCCCCAGGAAAUGAGGAGCGGAAACCCAGGGGCUUCGACCCCUCUGGCUGGAACCACAAGACGACUCACAGCAGAGAAAGAGAGAGAGAGAGAGAGCAGGGGAAGGAGGGAAGGGUCGAGGGUAGACGGAAAGAGAGACGUACUGCCUCUCCUUGUGCUCCCUCUGACUGGGAAGAAGAACACGUUGGGAAGAAAGAAAGGAGUCAGGAACAGACUGGACGUGAUACGGAAAGAUAUUUAGUCCUCGGUUUUGGUUUUCGCACUUUGUGUGGAGAUGAAUCUUCUCCUCGGAGCUCUGAGUGCUCUGUUCUGCUGCCCGUUGUCCUCCUCACACACGCUGGAUCCUGCUGGGAAGAACGUCUGCCCCAGUAUCAGGGACCCCUCCGCCCUAGUCUGUUGCACAGGAUGGCGUCAAGAGGGAACAGAAUGCACCAUACCUGUGUGUGAGGGUGAGCAGGCCUGCCUUAAGGAUGAGAUCUGUGUGUAUCCUGGAGUGUGUCGCUGCCCAGCUGGCUACUACGGCGCUCACUGUAAAACACGCUGUCCUCCUGAGUUCUGGGCUCCAGACUGUCGGCAGGUGUGUCAGUGCUACCCAAACGGCCGCUGCCACCCCGUCACUGGUGAGUGCACCUGCAUCACCAACCGCUGGGGUCCACUGUGCCAGAACACCUGCAAGUGCACACGACACGGCCACUGCCAUCCCGUCCACGGGAACUGCACCUGCGACGAGGGCUGGUGGACCCCAACCUGCUCCAAGCCGUGCCAGUGCACCAGCGGGUUAUCUGCGGGCCCUGGCUGCGACCAGCUAACAGGCCGGUGUCAGUGCCUCAGGGGCCACUGGGGACUGAAAUGUUCAGCCAGCUGCAACUGCUACCUGUCGCCGUGUAACCCACGCACCGGGAUGUGUGAGUGCAACCCAGGCUGGUGGGGACCCAGCUGUGACCGGCGAUGUAACUGUGACCUCGCACACAGCAGCUGUGACCCGGCCAGUGGGCAGUGCCUGUGUCACCCGGGGUACCAGGGUCCCUUCUGCAACCAGCCCUGUGAAGCUGGGAAGUAUGGCAGCGGUUGUAAAAUAAGUUGUGGUUUCUGUAAAGGCAACCAGCUCUGCUCUGCCACCGAUGGUGCCUGUGACGCCUGUGAGCCCGGCUGGCACGGCAUGCAGUGCGACCGCCCGUGCCCAUCUGAUUAUUAUGGAGAUGGCUGCCAGAAGAAGUGCCCACGUUGCAGAAGUAAUGAACCCUGUGACCCAAGAACUGGGAAAUGUUGGAGGUGUGACCCUGGAUGGGCUGGACCCAGGUGUGAGGACGCCUGCUCUAACGGGACGUUUGGAGACUCCUGCAGUCUCCUAUGUGGCUCUUGUUUCCACGGUAACUGCCAUCACGUGACAGGAAGAUGUGUCUGUCAGCCAGGCUUUCAUGGAGAGAGCUGUAACAGCAGCUGUCCUGCCCUGCAGUACGGUGCCAACUGUUCCUCUAUCUGUGACUGUGGUGAGGGGGUCCAGUGCAACCCGGUCACUGGUGUUUGUCCCAGCAGUGUCAGAGGGUCUGUACUAGCAGGUGUUCUGGUUCCUUUGCUCCUGUUGCUCCUUGCUGUGAUCUGCUGCUGUUUGUGCUGCGGAGGAGGUCCUGUUGAUGACAAGGACAGGGCAACUCUGGCUGAUGGAAGCUGGUCAGUUCGGAUGAAGUAUCAUGUCUACAGCGUGCUGGCUAAUAUCGGUGCUGCGCUCCCCUGUAUCUCUAACUGGUCCUCUGGCCUGCCUCGUGUCACUGUAUCUCACCAUGACCCGGAGCUGACGUUCAACCACAGCUUCAUUGAGCCUCCUUCCUCCGGCUGGGUGACCGAGGGUUCGUCCUUUGACAGCGACGAGGAGGAAGGGGAGGCGCUCUAUUGUGUCCCUCCAAGAGAAGACAUCGAAGCGGUGGCGGGUGGCGAGUUCCAAGAGAUGAGCUCAAAGUGUAACAUGUUCCUCGACCCAACUGGCUUCAGCAGUGAAGACAUCACCUCUCCCUUCAGCAUCCCUCGUACCUCCAGCAUCGCCAAGUCCAAGCGGCCGUCUGUUUCCUUUGCCGAGGGAACUCGCUUCAGCCCCAAGGAGAGGCGUGGCUCUGCUCAGGACCCUGGUGCUCUCCAAGGACACCUGCGCAACAAACCCAAGUCACCCUGGGGGGUUUUGAUGCUGUCUUCCCUCCAAAGUCAGGGAGGUGCAGCUAGAACUGGCGAGGAAGAUGGAGCUGAGGGUGAAGAGAAGGAAGAUGAAGUGGAUGUGCAGACGACAGACAAUCAGGAAUCAAGCUACGAGGUAGGGGACCAGGAAAUAGACAGAACCCAGUCCCGUGCCACCCUGCAGGUCCCUGGGGCAUUAGGACGAAGGCAUACUAUGUCUAACACAGCUGCUCAAAAGGGGACCCAGCUGCUAACAUCUACAAAUGAUGCUCAGGCAGCGGUCUCAGAUAAGGUCACCACAGUGUACGUGACGGUGGGUAAGGCAGGUAGGCCCAUGUCAAAGGCUGAGUCGAGCUCCGAAGGCCCUGUUCAGGCCAUGCUGCGACGACUCGGCAGCCUCCAGAGGCAAAGGGAGCAGGAGUCUGGCCGGCCCAAACCUAAGGCCACUGAAGGGAUGACCAAACCACCCAGGAAGAAGCUUGGUGCUCGGGUGAGUGUAUGGGAGCAAGGAGGGCCGUCUGGAGGGGAGGUAGGCAUAUGUAAGCCAAUCAGGAGAAAGCUUGCUUCGCUCAACUCCCCUGACACAGCUGGUGCUGGUGACACUCCUUCAUUAGAGAGCGGCACUCCCAAAAGGCCGCUUUCGUCUAUUUUGCAGAGCGUGCCAGAGGGGGCUUCAGCUGACUCAGGGUCAGAUCUGAGGGCUGAGGGAGAGACGGGACAGGGUGAUGGCCCCACCGAGGGAAAAACUGAGAGCAACUACCUGACUGUGGGUCCAGCAGGAGAUGCUGCGAGUCUCACUGAGGUCAUCGCCAAUGAGGGUGCAGAGCCCUGCUAUGAAAACAUCAUGAUUAAACACUCAUAAUCUCUGAGAGAGGAAUGUAUCAGCAGGUCUGAUCCAAACACAACUGGUUACAGGCACAAAGGGAAAAACUUUGACACUAAAAUCUCUAAAUGUGAGUAAAUAACAGGUCUGUGAUUCUUGAAUUAUGUUAUUUGUUACACACAGUUUUGUGCACAUGUAUGCAGCAUGUGUGAAAUAUCUGAACUUUUAGCCUAAAUUCUACCUUAUGUAGACGAAAUGUAUAUUUUAGGUUGAAAAAUAAAUGAAAAUACUGAAAGAAAAAAAAAACACUACAGAAUACCAAGUGUAAUAUUUGGGUAUUUUCUCCUAACAAUACCACCUGUUACAUGUUUUUUAUGAGCAUGAAUAUUCAGACUAUUGAGCAAUAAUUGUUUUUAUUUGCUUCAGUGAUGUAUGUUGUAUUAACUGACAAGUACUGUAAUACCUGUACCUUGACUCAGGAGAUAAAGGGACAUGAAGACAGGAACAUUUGGGUUGUUCCAAGAAGACAAGAGGAAACCAUAACAAAAAUAUCACAGUAUGUCACCGUGAAGUUUGCUCUAAAUUCAAGCAAAAACGGAUUUUAAGCAUGAGAAUAAGAUGUUUUUAUUUACUGUGGAUGGAAAUACAAGUAAGAACAGACAGUUGUGAAUAUGCAAUCAUGUAUGACACACUGUGAAUCUCUACGCAGUACAUCCUCCAGGCAUUUGUCAAAAGCUGCUAAAAGUCAAGGUAAAUUGCUUUGUUGGUAUUGUAAUUCCACUUUGCCCUCUGAAACCAGUCAGUAAAUGUUAUAAAACUCAGGCUGUAAGAAUGUUUUUACAGCCUUGGGGCGUGAACUCGCCUGUCACUGCCUUCUGACCUCUGCUGUGAAAGUCACAUAAUGCUGCUGUUGGGUAAAACCCACGUUACUACAAUUUAGGGAUUUUUCUUUUCAUUACUCAAGGAAAAAUCUGUGUGACUGUAUGUUAAGAUUAUAAGAUUACGUCAUGGGUGAUUCACUGUGUAUACAUGUUCACAAUGUUAAUAAUGAAAAUAAACUAUUUGAAAUGUGUAGAUACGUGAUUUAGAUAACAUCACUGAAUUAUUGUCUGUGGGUCUGAAGGCAUGCAAUGCAGUGUGUUUUAAGCAAAACUAACAAAACAUACUCAAAAGUCCAGCUUUCAAAAUCAGUAUAAGUGUAUUACCAACAAAAUUACAAAUUAAGCACACUCAUGGUGUAAAUGUUUUUGUAUUACAUUUACUCUAACAAUGCAUCAUAGUUUAUAAGUUGACCAUAUGCAUUGUGUUUAAAAUCAUAAAGUAA